UUACGCACCAUCAUAAAUUAUAGACAUAAAGAAAGAUGAGAGUUCCUAUAAAGAGAUCUCAUUGUUUCCUACAUGACUCAUACUAAUUUCAUCACCAAAUCAAUAUUUUCAUAAUAGUAAGUUGCCUUCUAUUAAAAUAAGCUAACUGAGAAGAAUGGCAGGUUUAAAACGUAAGCUAGAAGGUGAGAUAGAGAUAAGAGUUGCUGGAGGUGAUGCUUUCCAUGAAUUAUUCCAAGAGAAGCCUCAUGACAUCGCAAACAUUCAUCCUGAGUUUGUUCAAGGCUGUGAUUUGCAUCAUGGUUCUUUUGGUAAACCUGGAUCUAAAAUUUGCUGGAAUUAUACUCUAGAUGGAAAGGUUCAAAAAGGGAAGCAAAGUACUAGACGUGGUAGACGAGAAGAACAAAAUAAUCAAAUUUAGAAUGCUGGAAGGAGAUUUGAUGGAGGACUACAACACCUUUGUUAUUACAUACCAAGUGAUACCUAAAGGUGAGGAACUUAGCUUAGUUACUUGGACCUUCGAGUACGAGAAGAAGCACCCCGGUGUCCCUGAGCCUUCUUCUCUGAUGGAUGAAUUACUUAAACUCGCCAAAGAAAUCGAUGAUCAUCACCAUCGCCAGGACAAAUAAGCCUUGAAUUUAAGCAUCAAUAUGCAUAUUUAUAUUAUCAACCAUUUAUGCUUUGUUUGAUGUGUCAUUGCUAAAGUCUAUGAGAACAUGGGUGGAUCAGCUACAUAUGUUUGUAGUAUGCUGUAAUUUGUGAUAUGUAUUAUGUUUGUUGUAAUGUUUUAUUUUAUUUUAUUUCCCUUGAAAAUAUAUGUUAUUGAGCCUUGUGACAUUGUUAGUUGUGUGAAUGGACAUGCAAUAGAUUAUGUAAUGAAUAAAUGUGAUGUUUGGUUUGUUAUGA
Messenger RNA from Chenopodium quinoa (quinoa), 903 nucleotides. RefSeq names its product MLP-like protein 43. Lineage: Eukaryota; Viridiplantae; Streptophyta; Magnoliopsida; Caryophyllales; Amaranthaceae. The record is from RefSeq and is a predicted model, not a curated record. The transcript has 2 exons. The coding region runs from base 155 to 418 and encodes 87 amino acids. Gene Ontology annotation, biological process: defense response.